Messenger RNA from Ylistrum balloti, 2047 nucleotides. RefSeq lists its product as uncharacterized. Lineage: Eukaryota; Metazoa; Mollusca; Bivalvia; Pectinida; Pectinidae. The transcript has 3 exons. Bases 1093 to 1953 code for a protein of 286 amino acids. The record is from RefSeq and is a predicted model, not a curated record.
UUUUGGACUGAUUCGAAUUCAAGAUGGCAGACAGGUGGCCAUCUUGGAUUUUGAAUGUAAAAGUUUGUUACUGCUAUUUCUUGGAAAGUACUGGAUGGAUCUUUCUCAAAUUUCAUGUGCAGGUUCCCUUUGGUUCCAAGAUGUGCAUUAUACCUUUUUGGACUGAUUUGAAAUCAAGAUGGCUGACAGGCAGCCAUCUUGGAUUUUGAGAGUAAAAUCUUGUUACUGCUAUAUCUGAGGAAGUCCAGGAUGGAUCCUUCUGAUAUUUCAUAGAUAUUGGUUUCCCUUGGUCCCUAGUUGUGUAUUGUACCUGUUUUGGACUGAUUUGAAAUCAAGGUGGCCCACAGGCAGCCAUCUUGGAUGUCGACAGUAAUACAGCACAAGCAUAUUGUCCAUUAUCCACCUGUAACUGACUGCUAUCUAAUAAUACUUUGGGAUCUUUUUCAAAUGAUAUUUGCUAAUAGGUGCUUAAUAAAAAUAUCUUGUGCCAUCAUUGAGUACAUUCAAUGAAGACCAGUUCAUGAACAUUUACAACACCUGUAACAAACAAAAAAAAAUCUUCAAGAACUGAAAACAGAUCCUCAAAUGGUGGGCGCCAAGAUCCCUCUGGGAUCUCUUGUUACUUAUAUUGUACAGUCAAACAUGUUAUAAAGGACACCUCUAUAUAAAAGACAGACUCAUCAAUCACACUCAGUGAGAUUUUCUAUAUAAUUGACCUCUUUAUAAAGGACAUCUGUCCAUAAAGGACACUUUUGCUCUGUCCCUUGGGUGUCCUUUAUACACAGGUUUGACUGUAUAUAUAUUCAAAUUAUGUACCAGAGUAAAUUCAAUAAUGUAACAUUGAAUUCACCUUAAAUUGAUUUUAAUUCCUGAAAUAAAUAUGUAUUGCAAUUUAAUGACCAUUAAGUCUUGAUUAAGUGAACAUUUCACCAUAAAAAUAUUUUUGAGCAUUCCUGAUUUAUUUCCCUCCAAUUUUAGAUUAAAUGGCCAGUGUUCUCACUUAGUUGGUCUUCUAAAAUGUCUUCAAGGAUUUUAACUGCACAAUUUCUCAUGUGUUCCGGACCAGCAGAGCUGCACUAAUGUGCCUCAGCAAUGGCAUGUUCCUCGGGAACAAAAAUAGAGCCUGUUCCUCUGAAUCACAUUAUAGUAGCCAGACCUAAGGAAGUGAGGAAAAGAAAAACCCUGACAUGUGGAGUUGAUGAAAACCAUAGAUUACCAGAAGUCACUACUUCAGAUGAAUCAAAACUGGCAGCAUUAAAAGAAACACCACUCCAGCAUCUUAUGCUGAAUUCUGCUCCAAAAGCAACUACAGCAGUAUUUGGACAACUUCCUUUGGGAUCCAUUCUCUCAUACCAGACAAGAAACUUAAAGAAACCACAAGUACAAGUAUCAUCUGAUGGAUGUGGAGAUACCUGUGUCACAAGACAAGCACCAGUAACAUUGCCCUGUGAAUUUCAAGAACUAAAUCAAGACCACAGUGUUAUCCAAGAUUACAUCAUAGAAAUUGAAAGGGAAACCAGAGCGCAGUCAAAUUCAAAACUCUGGAUUGAGGCAAGAAAAUCAAGGAUAACAUCUUCAAACUUUGGCAAAAUACUGAAGAGGAAAGCUAAACCGACUCAGUCAUUUGUGGACUCGAUCUUUGGUACCAAAUAUGUUAAUGCGGCACCAUCAGAAUACGGGAGAAAAACAGAGGUUAGCGGGAAAAGAAAAUAUUUGAAACAAUUUCCUUCAUCACAUUUUCAUGAGUGCGGACUAGUCAUCAAUGAAGAAUUUUCAUUUCUGGGUGCUUCCCCUGAUGGAAAGUUGUGCUGUGAUGGUCAGUGUGGAGUAGCAGAAAUAAAAUGUCCAUUUUCAGCAAGAAACAUGACAAUUUCAGAAGCAUGUGACAAAAUCAACGGAUUUUGCUUGGAAAAAAAUAAUGGGAAAAUUAACCUAAAGCAAAGCCAUGAAUAGUAUGCCCAAGUUCAAGGACAGUUGAUGAUCACAGGAUGUGACUUUUGUGAGUUAAUUGUCUAUACACAUUGUGAAUUGUUUGUACAAAGAAUCU